AUGAAUCCUGUUAACAUUCACAGCCCCAGCCCGUACCACAACACUGAUACAUUCUCAAACGCAUAUGCUAAUUAUACACGAGCACAGCAUAUUGUGGGUCAUGCUGGUUCAUUUAUCCCCUACGACCCGGAACAAAUUGCGGACAUUAUCUCGGGCAAGCGGACGUUAUGGCGAGAAAGUAGUGUGACAUACUGUAUCAGAGCGGAAAGAGAUCAUCCAUUUAGUAUGAACUACGGAAACAUGUCCAGCUCGCUGAAACUGCUCUUUAGAGGCAUCAAUACUCGGAAGAAUAAUGCUGGUUCUGCAAUAGUGAGAAGAUAUGUUGUUGAGUAUGUGCUUGCCUUGUUACUCUGUUCAUGGAAUAACGGUAUACUCUCUCUGAAUUAUUGCAUUACCGUGGAUUUGAAGAUCAUUGCAGAAGUUCAGACCGUCCAUGGUUAUGCCUGGACUAUCUGCCGCGGAAUCGUGAUCCAUUAUAUUAUCUGA
This is a messenger RNA of Aspergillus niger, 486 nucleotides long. RefSeq lists its product as hypothetical. The coding region runs from base 1 to 486 and encodes 161 amino acids. NCBI's taxonomy places the organism in Eukaryota, Fungi, Ascomycota, Eurotiomycetes, Eurotiales, Aspergillaceae. The transcript is spliced from 5 exons. The record is from RefSeq and is a predicted model, not a curated record.